Messenger RNA from Emiliania huxleyi CCMP1516, 635 nucleotides. RefSeq lists its product as hypothetical. The record is from RefSeq and is a predicted model, not a curated record. NCBI's taxonomy places the organism in Eukaryota, Haptophyta, Isochrysidales, Noelaerhabdaceae. The transcript has a single exon. Bases 394 to 606 code for a protein of 70 amino acids.
CAGACUUUAGGCCGCAACAGUAGCAAAAACACGACACGCUCGAAUGGGACACUGCCGCAAGCCUGACACGAGUAAGUGUGUACUCGCAAGGGGGGCAGUUCCCAGUGAAACAGCAAAUCCAGCCCGGCAGACCGGGAGAGCCCCCCAGGCGUGAAUCGCGCGCCGCCGCCAUCCGCCUCUGCGCCACUCGGCAGGCAGCGCAAGGCCCUCGUACGGCUUCCCCGGCCUGGCGCCGAUCGAGACGCCCUUUCCGUCGGGCGCGACGACGCCGAUCCCGAGGCGAGACGCGUCGGGCGGCCGGCCAGGUCCGACCGCGUCUGUGACUUGGCGCGGGGUGCCCCACUGUGGGGUCGCGCCAGCACUGCUGGCGGCGGCUCCUCGCGCUCCUCGUCGAUGGUGUCGCUCCACAAGACGCAGCUCUCGAGCCGGGGCUCGGAGGCGUCGCUGCCCGUCAAGGCCGCCGCGCCCGCCGCCGCGCCCGCCGCCGCACUGGCCGCGUCGACGUCUGCACCCGACACGCCCACCUCGCCAGCGGCUGCUGCGCCCGCCGCGGUGCUCCCUGCUGCCGUGGCGGAGGAGCAGGAGGCGGUCGGCGAGGGGGUGUAGGCAGUCGGUCUGCGUGCAGGUCAAGGUCU